AAAUAUUUUUUCCCGCCUUUUUUGAAAAUUUUCGAGGCGUUAGUCGAGCUGAAUACACGUGUCUUUCAUCGAUGUUCAUUUUCUAACACUGUUUCAGAAUGUCCCUGUCACAGAAAAAGGACCUUCUCGAUGAACUACAUAAUGAGGCUGCAAAAUGGUUGGCAGUCCUUCUCGAUUUGUGUAAAAAUGUAAAGGCGCCAGAGAACCAGCGAAACCUAGUCGCCUGGGCACAGAAGUGGAUGGAUGGGGCCGGAACACUCACUGACGAGCUUGAAGAUUUUUCCAUACGUGUUCACGUGGCAGAAACUGUGUCGGAGAUCAAUCCUGCCGACAAUGCUCCAGUUAUGGAAUGCCUUGUUGAUGUCGUCAAUGCAAUAAAUUCCAUCACACAAAAUAUGUACAAAAUUGUCAAUAACGACCAGAACAAGCGAUUGUUCAUCGCAAAGUCAAAUGCUCAAAGAAAGCAUGCAAAGUUAUUGAAUGAGAAGGAAAUUGUUAUGAGACGACUGGAGCAAUUGAAGAAAGAGCAGCUGAAGAAAACAAUGGAAUCCGAAAAAAAACUGAGAGAUCUUCAAGCUGAAAAUAUCCGGCGAGAUUUUCAAGAGCAGGCUCGUUCACAAGCUAUGAGAGAUCACGAAGUUUACCUUGCUUAUGCGGAAGCCAUUAAUUCUGUAAACGUUACACCUCAUUUCGAACAUUUUGAGACCCCUGCGGAAGACAUUUCUACACCCUUUGAAUCGCCCAAUCUUCCGAGAAAACGUCGCUCUCGCAGCCUUGGCCGGAAAGUUUUGGGAUCUGUCAAGAAAACAAUCCGCAGAAGCGUAUCAGCUAUUCACGACUACAUCGAUCAUCAUCACAAAUAAGACGCCUAAAUUUAUUUCUUACAGAUGAUAACUCUAUAUUGUUCAUUUCAUAGCUUUUAUAUAAGUCGUUUUUCAUGUACCAUAAAUAUAUUCACAAUAUCAAUU
Molecule: messenger RNA, 968 nt
Organism: Caenorhabditis elegans
Lineage: Eukaryota; Metazoa; Nematoda; Chromadorea; Rhabditida; Rhabditidae
Gene: C29A12.1
Exons: 5
Coding region: 99-863 (254 amino acids)
Source: RefSeq, marked reviewed